Symbiodinium necroappetens is the source of this 2145-nucleotide messenger RNA. The record is from the annotation of a GenBank genome assembly. NCBI's taxonomy places the organism in Eukaryota, Dinophyceae, Suessiales, Symbiodiniaceae.
AUGGCACUCGUCCUCGCCCUACGAGGUUGCACUGGCUACAGGCUGGCUUUUCAUGCCCGAUGCAGACAAACGAGACGUCGACCUUUGCGAAACAGUGGUGGGGAAGCCGAAGCUGAGAAAGAUGUUGCAGUUCCGACCAGAUUGCAGCUGCUGAAGUUUGCUGCCCCUUUGGCCGCAGUGAGCGUGACAGGCCCUAUCUUGUCGACUAUUGAUACAUCAUUUGUUGGACGAUGUGCUGGCACAGUGGAGUUGGCAGCCCUUGGACCUGCUUGUACAGUUACAGACCUCAUCUACCUGAUUUGCAGCACGGUUUCGACUGCGGCCAUCAAUCUGUAUGCAAAAAACGCGGAGGAGCAAAAGUUGAAGAGAUUCAAUGCGACGUGCCUUUCUGUGGGUUUCUUCGUGGGAGUCGUUGCUGCCCUGAUAUCUCUUACGUUAGGUGGGCAGUUGCUUCAAGCUCUCGGAGCCAUGCCAGUGAUGAUGGGGGUGGCACGGAAGUAUGUGGUAGUGCGAGCUCUUGGACUUCCAUUUGCGAGCAUGGCCUGUGCCAUGUAUGGGCUUUGUGUUGGACGUGGCGACACGCAAACACCACUGGCCGUGCAAGUUUACUUGUCAGCUCUUUUGAAUGUUUGCUUCGACUGGCUACUUUGUGCUGUCAUUCCAUGGGGAGCGUCAGGUGCUGCCUGGGCAACAGUCGCCGCGCAGACAACCAGCUUCUGCGCUUAUUUCGUUUUGAUGCGGCGGAAAGGGCACCUUCAACUGCCAAGUUCAGAAGACUUCCUGCCAUCCUUCGCGGAAGUGAAGCCAGUAUUUUCAAUAUUCCUUCCUGUCUCCUUCAUUGUGGUGUGUGUCCUAUCAAUGUACGCGUGCAUGUCAGGCUUUGUGAACAACACACAGCCCUUGCCGAUGAUAGCUGCAUAUAAGAUUUGGAUAACGGUCUUUGCAUUCUUUGCUUUGUGCGCAGACCCGAUGGCAGCCGCAACCUCCACCAAGCUUCCUCCAUUCAUUCUCGAAGGAUCCAGCCCAAAGGCACGGCUGUUCGUCCGACGAGCUAUUACCUGUGCUGCCGGAGUUGGCGCGGUUGGGGGUCUGCUUGGUGCAUCAGUGCUAAACUUUCUGCCGUGGAUCUUUACCCAGGAUGCGACAGUCUUGGACGGCGCCAGAAAUGGAUUGUUUCAUUUUGUGGUGAUUCUUUGCCUCAUGCAUCCUGCCCGAGUGUGUCAAAACUCGCUGGUUGUACAUGGCGACCUUCUUUUCUACGUCAUUGCGCAAACUGGCUUGUCUCUCCUUUUCUUCGCCGGCCUGACGUUGCUGGCACGCAGGUGUGCGACAGGGAGCAUCUCUGCCUACCGCAGCAUGCUGACUGCAACACUGAUCUUCUACAUGGCGAGCACCAUUCUGGUCAACCUCUCCUUACGUUCGUCUUGCCUGCGGGAUCAAGGUGUCUUCCAGUUGCCUGGCUUGCUUUGGUUGCGAAGUGUCAGACGCCGUCGCCUUUGCUUCAGACAGACAGGAAACACCUACGAGCAGCUGCGCGAGCUGGAUCUUAGUGACAAUAACUUCGGAGCCAAGGGGGCCGCCAAGGUGCUACAAUCGGGCAAAGAGCAUCUAGAAAUGCUGGACUUAAGUCGGAACAGGUUAGGUGAUGCCGGUGCCAAAGCACUUGCAGAAGUCCUUCUGAACUGCCACAGUAUCUCAGUGCUGCGGCUGAGGGCAAACGGUAUCGGAGAUGAAGGUGGCGAAGCGCUGGCAGAAUCCCUGAUGUCAGUGACGUCCUUGCGAGAAUUCGACUUCUCACAAAACGAGAUCCACCUGCCAACGUCUUCGGUGAUGCUGCGUGCUGUGUGCGCUUCCCGUGGGCUUCAGAGGCUCUACCUGGACAGCAGCUUGCCAUGGCCAACAAGCGACAGCUUCGAGGUCCAGGUUGCCGGCUUCACUGAUCAGCUGAGUGGCGCGCAGGCGGUGCCGUCAUUGCAGUUCUUGAGCCUAAGGCGUUGCGGGCUGUCCACCUCGGCCUGCAAACUCUUUCAAUUUUUGGCUUCCAACUCGACUCUCCGGCAGCUCAACGUCUCUUGCAACGGCUUGCGACAGAGCGUGGCUCCUGCGAUUGCAGCAGCGUUAACAUCCGCCAGUACAGGCCUGGAG